GCAAUGCUUCGAUUUUAUUGUGCCCUCGUUUAACACACGGCAGAUAUUUUUAUUUACAAUUUGUAUCAAAUAACAUUAAAAAAUAGUAAAAAAAAAAAGGUUCAUAAAAAUUGCACAUCAGCAUGCAUACGACCAAGAUUAAGGAGGGCGAUGAGCGGGAGGAGAUGGAGCUGAAUCAAAUCUGGCGCGCCUGUCGUAAAAUCCAAGGCGCAAUUUUUCGUUAUAACUUUGACAUCUGUGCUGAUUUAAAGCAACAUGAUCCCGACUGCACCGGCUACGUUUCGGAGUCUAUAUUCACAUCGGUGCUGGGCAAGUAUCGCAAGAUGGUCGGCAUGUCCGAGUUUGAGCUGAGGGAUGUCUGCGAUUAUUUUCAAAUUCGCGAUGGACGCGUCGCCUAUCGCCAGUUCUGCAAGGUGGUCUGCAACGAGAAUCUCCAUAAGAGCGCCGAUAAGGAACUGGCUAGCGGUCUGGAGUGGAAUGAUCCCUACCACUUGAAUCUUAUACCACAACCGGAAGACCGUCGAAAGCUAUGCUUGAUUCUAUUUAAAAUAGCAAGGGAGACACACUUGCCAUUGAUGCCCUACUUUCAGGACUAUGAGCUGAUAUCGCAAAAUGUGGGCGUUGUCACCGUAUCGCACUUCUCACGCGUGCUGCAUUUUAUGAAGAUACCAUUAUCGGAAUCCGAUUUUCUGCUAUUGCUCAAGCGCUACAUGAAGGAUGGCUAUUUGGUGAACUAUGUGGCCUUUCUCAAGCACAUUGACAAUAUUAUCGACUAUUUGCGGCAACACAACCUAUUGGAUAACUCUGGAGAUCUCAUUCGCAACUUUCCGGGCCGCCUAAUAGAUCUGGAGCUCUCUCAGCUGCCAGCGAUAAAUGGCUGUCAAAUAGUACAGCCCAUAUUUCCGGAUGCUUGCAAUCAUCCAAAAAAGAAUCGCGGAGAAUGCGAUAUUGUGUUUUGCAUUCAGAACUAUAUCUAUAAGAAUCGGGUGCGCACCUGUGAGUUUCUUGAAAAAUUCGAUUCGCUGCAGGUGGGCAGCAUAACAAAGAAUCAGUUUGAACGCGGUCUAUCUAACAUGGGCGUGGGAAAAUAUCUGUCGAGACGCGAAUUGGAUCUAUUAGCGAAUCGCUAUUUGGAUCCUUUGGACACAAAUCGCGUGCGUUGGCGCAAUUUUGUCGAUGAAAUCGACACGGUUUUCACCAUCAAAAACCUGGACAAGAUGCCGCAAUGCGUGGUUGAGUCACCCCUGGUGCACAUUAAGGAGCUGCCCCGACCGGGCACCCUAGACUGGCAGGCGGCACCGGUGGAUGUGCGCGAGCUGUGCGAGGAAGCCAUGGCCAAAAUACGUCUACGCAUACGCAAUCGUCGCCUCUACCUGCAUCCGUUCUUCCGCAACUAUGACAAACUGCACAGCGGACAUGUAAACUGUCACCAGGCGAAUCAAAUCUUUCGCAUUAAUGGUAUACUGCUGUCGAAUCCUGAGCUCGAUUCUGUGCUGCAUCGCUAUGGCAAUGAGCUCGGCUUUUACUAUACAAAAUUCUUGGAUGAUGUCGAUCCGGCAGAGUAUGCCAUGCCCACCAUGAUUGGCAAACAGGAUCUGCAGGAAUGUCCGCCAUUCCCGCGCGACAAUGGGACGAAAGAGCAGGCCACCGAAGAGGUCAUCACGCGCAUUCUGACCAGUGCCAAGCGACAGGCGAUUACCAAGGGUGUUUCUGUCAUUGACUUUCUGGCGGACUACGAUCGUCAUCGCGAGGGUCAGAUAUUGGAGAGCGACUUUAAGCGCGCCCUGGACAAUGCCAUGGUUAUUCUCAGUGAUGAGGAUGCGACAAUUUUGUGCAAUGUCUUUCGAUCGCCCAGUCGCAGUGCUUGCGUUCUCUACCGCGACUUUUGCAAGGCCCUUGAUGAGAUCUUUAUGCAGUUCGAUACGAAUAUGGGUGACAAUGUGGUCACGGCUGUGCCACUGCUGCAUCUACCGAAUCUGGACUGUGUCGAUUGCUUCCUAAACUUUGAUGAGCGCACCCUCUGCUCGCAGGCACUGAUGAAGCUUGCCCGCCGCCCGGACGAGAUCUCCAAUCUCAGCCAGGUGUUCAAGGACUUUGAUCGCCAGCAUUGCGGUUCGGUUACCCAGAAUCAAUUCCUACGCGCCAUCACCCUGCGCGAAAUGCAUAAUAUGCUGAGCAGUCGCGAGUUCGAGGCCAUUGUAAAAUGUUUUGGCGUCAAGCGUGGACUCUGUUUGGAGGUUAACUAUCGCGAGUUCCUCAAUAUAUUGGACGUGCUCUUCUCCACUGGGCAGAUGAAACGUAACUAUUAACUAUCCCAAAUGUAUGAUAUAAUACAUAUAAAUUUCGCAUAUACGUGUAGCUUACUUUCGACAUUAAAAAUUUCCCAUGUGCGUU
This is a messenger RNA of Drosophila novamexicana, 2394 nucleotides long. RefSeq lists its product as uncharacterized. Lineage: Eukaryota; Metazoa; Arthropoda; Insecta; Diptera; Drosophilidae. Gene Ontology annotation, molecular function: calcium ion binding. The coding region runs from base 123 to 2309 and encodes 728 amino acids. The transcript is spliced from 9 exons. The record is from RefSeq and is a predicted model, not a curated record.